Eremothecium cymbalariae DBVPG#7215 is the source of this 1545-nucleotide messenger RNA. It is a transcript of the gene NOP58, whose product is annotated as RNA-processing protein NOP58. NCBI's taxonomy places the organism in Eukaryota, Fungi, Ascomycota, Saccharomycetes, Saccharomycetales, Saccharomycetaceae. Gene Ontology annotation, molecular function: snoRNA binding. Bases 1 to 1545 code for a protein of 514 amino acids. The record is from RefSeq and is a predicted model, not a curated record. Gene Ontology annotation, cellular component: box C/D methylation guide snoRNP complex; small-subunit processome. The transcript has a single exon.
AUGGCCUACGUAUUAACCGAAACUGCUGCUGGUUAUGCCUUGUUGAAGGCCUCUGACAAGAAGAUUUAUAAGUCUGCCACUUUAAUUAAUGAUUUGAAAUCCUCUGAGAGUGUCUUAAAACAAUUUAAAAUAGCAGCUUUCUCAAAAUUCUCUUCUGCUGCCAACGCUUUAGAAGAGGCUAACGCUGUCAUUGAGGGUAAAGUUUCUUCUCAAUUACAAAAGCUGUUAGACGAAGCCAAGACUGAUAAGAAAGCUACGUUGGUUGUUUCAGAAACCAAACUUGGUAAUGCGAUCAACAAAUUGGGAUUGAACUUUAACGUCGUCUGUGAUGCUGUUACUUUAGAUAUAUAUCGUGCGGUUAAAGAGUAUUUGCCAGAAUUGCUACCAGGUUUGUCUGGUGAUGAUCUGUCGAAGAUGUCUUUGGGUUUGGCUCACUCCAUUGGUCGUCACAAGUUAAAGUUUUCUGCUGAUAAGGUUGAUGUGAUGAUCAUUCAAGCGAUUGCUUUGUUGGACGACUUAGACAAGGAAUUGAACACCUACGCUAUGAGAUGCAAAGAAUGGUAUGGUUGGCAUUUUCCAGAGUUGGCCAAAAUUGUUACCGACUCUGUUGCUUUCGCUAGGAUCAUUUUAACCAUGGGUGUCAGAUCCAACGCCGCAGAUACUGAUUUGUCUGAAGUUCUUCCGGAGGAAGUUGAAGAACGUGUGAAGGCAGCAGCUGAAGUUUCUAUGGGUACCGAAAUCACUCCUAUUGAUUUAGAUAACAUUAAGUGCCUUGCUGAACAAAUUGUAGAGUUUGCAGCCUACAGAGAACAAUUGUCCAGCUACCUAUCUUCAAGAAUGAAGGCCAUUGCUCCAAAUUUAACCAAUUUAGUUGGUGAGUUAGUCGGCGCUAGAUUGAUCGCCCAUGCUGGUUCCCUAAUUUCUUUGGCUAAGGCACCAGCUUCUACCAUUCAAAUUUUAGGCGCUGAAAAGGCUCUAUUUAGGGCCUUAAAAACGAAGCACGAUACUCCUAAAUAUGGUUUGCUAUACCAUGCUUCUCUGGUUGGACAAGCUACCGGUAAAAACAAGGGUAAAAUCGCUAGAGUGUUGGCUGCUAAAGCUGCCGUUUCCCUACGUUAUGAUGCGUUGGCUGAAGAUAGAGACGAUUCUGGUGAAUUUGGUCUUGAAUCCAGGGCAAAGGUUGAAAACAGAUUAUCUCAACUAGAAGGCAGAGAUUUGAGGUCCACACCUAAGGUUGUUCGUGAAGCCAAGAAGAUUGAAAUUACCGAGGCCAGAGCAUACAACGCUGACGCUGACGCUAUCACUUCUGAGACUGCUCCAGCUUCUGACUCAGAUGAUGAAGAAGAUGAGGAUGCAAAGAAGAAGGAGAAGAAGGAGAAGAAGGAGAAGAAGGAGAAGAAGGAGAAGAAGGAGAAGAAGGAGAAGAAGGAGAAGAAGGAUAAAAAGAGAAAGAGAGAAGAAAGCACUGACGAAAAAGAAUCUAAGAAGUCAAAGAAGGAAAAGAAGGAAAAGAAGGAAAAGAAGGAAAAGAAGGAAAAGAAAUAA